Molecule: messenger RNA, 1551 nt
Organism: Dendronephthya gigantea
Lineage: Eukaryota; Metazoa; Cnidaria; Anthozoa; Malacalcyonacea; Nephtheidae
Exons: 17
Coding region: 90-1502 (470 amino acids)
Biological process (GO): carbohydrate derivative metabolic process
Molecular function (GO): carbohydrate derivative binding
Source: RefSeq, a predicted model, not a curated record
CUUAAUAUCUUUUUGUAUUUGACAAAGUUCCGACGGGUUUAUUGGCAUUGCAAGGACAAGACCAGCCUGGUCAAUUAAUACGUAAAAGUAUGAAAAAUCUCAAGGUCUCCACCAAGUACUUGCAAGUCAGCAAGGAGUUUACCACUGGUGAGUCAUUUGUGUUUGUCCAAGAAGAUGGGGAAAGAUCAAUCAUCAUGGCAACUGGUGCAACAAGCAUCUUAAACGACAAAAUUGCCAAGCAAUACUUUGAGAAUCCAAUCAUGAAUGAUUGUCAAAUGUUAACGACUGAAAUAUCCCAAGUUCCGUUAUCCGGAGUCCUUGCUGUUUUAAAAACCGCAAAAGCGGCUGGUGUUCUGACAGUCCUUGAUUUGGAUGUUUCUCCUUCAGUCGCAAUUAACGAAGCUCGAUUAGGAAGCAUUGAUGAGCUGAAAGAAUGUGUCAAAACGGCGGAUAUUUUAAAACCAGCAAAACACGCUGCUCGAGAGAUGCUCCCAUACCUCGACCCAAAAGCGAGGGUUGGAAACAUGGUGGAAUUAGCGGAAAUGAUGAGAGAAAAGUGCGGAUCAAAAUUAAUCGCAAUUACGUGUGGAAAAGACUCCUCUAUCUUGGCAACAGAAAAUCACCUAGUUGAGGUUCCAACGGUGCCUGUUUCAAGUGUUCUAGACGCGACAGGUGCUGGAGACGCAUUCCUUGGAGGACUGGUUUCAGGUUUAUACUACAAUGGAUUGCCAACGGAUGAAGAUAGUUUGCGGAAACUUGGUAAUAUUGCGAAUGUCGUUGGUGGUGCAUGUUGCGAGGUUCUUGGUGGCUUACCAACAGAGGAAUCAUGCUUAAAACUCGAGAAGGGUUUAGAAGGACUGUUAGAGAUAAAAAUCUCAAAGACUGAUGAAAGGUCUGUUGAAAGCUCUGUUAAAAGCUCACCAGGUUUUCAGGAAAGCUUGAAACUUGAUGCGGAUUGUGUCUCAGCAAUUUCAAGUUCACUCGAAACCAUUGCUGUGGAUGAAUUUAUCAAUAUUCUGGAGAACUGUUCAGGGCGAGUUCUUGUUUCUGGCAUUGGGAAGUCUGGUAUCGUGGCGCGUCGUAUGUCUGCCUCGCUGGCUUCCACGGGAAUACCGUCGCAUUUUAUCCACGCUGCGGAAUGGACGCACGGUGAUCUGGGUAAUGCCUUACCAGAAGACGUUGCGGUGUUUUUGUCACACAGUGGACACACCAAGGAAUGUCUGGAGGUUGCAAGACACCUUAAGAAAAGAAAUGUUCCUGUUUUAACCAUCGUUGGAAAAAAUGACUGUCUUCUCCAAGAAUUCAGCGAUGUGUCACUCUCUUACGAUUCUGGAUGUGACAUCAAAGAGACAUUGUCCGUUGUUCCAUCUAGGUCUAUUAUACUUCAAGAAAUGUUGAUAAAUGGAGUGGUUAGCGAGCUAAUAAAACGUCGCGAAUUUGAUUUAAAAGACUUUGCAAAAUCACAUCCAGGCGGUUCUCUUGGGAGACAAUUAUCUGAAUAAAUAAAUCAUUGAAAAACAUUAUUCGCAUUAGAAAAUGCAUUAUUUGUAC